Molecule: messenger RNA, 3560 nt
Organism: Drosophila nasuta
Lineage: Eukaryota; Metazoa; Arthropoda; Insecta; Diptera; Drosophilidae
Exons: 14
Coding region: 51-3491 (1146 amino acids)
Biological process (GO): transmembrane transport; carbohydrate transport
Cellular component (GO): membrane
Molecular function (GO): sugar transmembrane transporter activity
Source: RefSeq, a predicted model, not a curated record
GACUGUUCGCUCUUCAAUUCGUGUGUGGAUAAAUUUGUUAAUCAUUGAAUAUGGUCUUCAUAAAUGUGGGCUUAUCGAAGUGCUACUGGAAUCAAUACUUCGCAGCUAUCAGUGUAAAUCUACUAAGUUUAUCAUACGGCGGUGUUAUCUUAUGGACCUCAGCUAGUUAUAUUUAUCUGAAAAAGGAUUCGAAUCGCUUUGAAACCGGGGUACUGACAAAGGAACAACUAGGUUUGAUUACUGCCGCACUCUCUCCUGGCACGCUUGUUGGUGCUCUUUUCUUUGGGUGGCUGGCCGAUAAAAUCGGAAGGAAGCGAUGUUUGCUGUUAGCUGCAUUACCAAUGCUGGCACACUGGAUAAUUAUUCCCUUUGCCCGCAAUCCUUUGCAAUUGGCUGUGGCACGAUUUCUUGGCGGAACUGCCGGCGGAAGUUGCUUCACCGUGAUACCCAUUUAUAUUACAGAGCUGGCCCAGGAUAACCUACGCAGCACACUGGGCAUGCUAUUAUCACUAGCUCUGUCCACCGGCGUUUUACUUAUUAAUACUUUGGGUUAUUUUCUUCAUUACAUCACUGUGGCUUGGAUCAUGACAAUCAUUCCUUUGGCUUUUCUUGUUUUAUUUGCCUUCAAUCCCGAGUCACCGCAAUACUUGGCACAACGCAAUAGGGAAAAGGCAGAGCGUUCACUCAGAUACUAUCGUGGUAUAUCUUCAUCUGGCGAUGCCAAUGAGGAGUUCCAGCAGGAGCUGAGCAGAUUGUGCAAAUCAGAGGAUGAGAAACCAGAAAAACUUCAGCUCUGCUGGCACGAUUUCACUAAUCGCAAGGCGCGCAAGGCUUACUUCAUUGGAUUGGGUUUGGUUCUGACGAAUCAAUUUAAUGGCUGCUUAACGUUGCAAAACUAUAUGACGUUUAUUUUUGAGGAAGCUGGGUCUAAUUUACCGCCAAUGAUUUCUGCAAUUAUUGUCAGCGUAAUUGUAUUAGUAGGCACUUUUUUAUCGACGCAUUUUGCGGGAUUUGCAGGGAGAAGGACGUUAUUACUCGGUUCGAUCUCUGGCAUUUUCAUAGGUGAAUCUGUCAUGGCUUUGUAUUAUUAUCUUACUUCCAAGGGAUAUGAGACGAGCAUGUUCAACUGGCUACCGAUAGGUACAUUCUCUCUAGUACAAUUUUCUUCAACAUUCGGCAUCCUGUCCGUCACCACUCCGCUUAUUGCUGAGCUGACGCCGCCAAAGAUUCGAAGCAUUGUUGUUAGAGUGCAAAUCGUAACCAUGUUUCUGCUGUCAUCGGUCAUAACUAAGAUAUUUCCGCAACUUAGUGAAUCUCUUGGCAUGUCCAGCAUGCUUUUUAUAUUUGCCGGACUUUCCUUUAUUUUCACUGUAUUUAUUGCAAUCUUUGUUCCAGAAACAAAAGGAAAAUCUAUCCAAGCUAUUCAGGAUAGCUUCUGGACCUCAGCUAGUUACGUUUAUCUGCUAGAGGAUUCACGUCAAUUUGAGACCGGAGUACUGACAAAGGAACAACUAGGUUGGGUGACAGCCGCCGCUUUUCCUGGCUCGUUUGUUGGCGCUCUUUUCUUUGGGUGGCUGGCGGAUAAAAUCGGACGGAAGCGAUGUCUUCUGUUAGCUGCAUUGCCUAUGCUGACGCACUGGCUAAUCAUUCCCUUUGCCCGCAAUCCCUUUCAGCUGGCCGUAGCACGUUUCUUUGCCGGAACUGCCGGCGGCUGUUGCUUCACCGUGAUUCCCGUCUACAUAACUGAAUUGGCUCAGGACCGACUUAGAAGCACACUGGGCAUGAUAUUCGCAUUAAAUCUGGGCGCUGGCAUUUUACUCAUUAAUAUUUUAGGUUAUUUUAUGCAUUACAUUACUCACAACAAGGAAAAGGCAGAGCGUUCUCUCAGAUACUAUCGUGGUAUAUCUUCAGCUGGCGAUGCCAAUGAGGAGUUCCAGCAGGAGCUGAGCAGAUUGUGUAAAUCGGAAGAGGAAAAGCCAGGAAAACCUCAACUAUGCUGGCACGAUUUCAAAUGGGUGUCAGAUUAUACAAAAACGCAAAAUAUCAUUCGGUAUUCUGCUCAAUUGCUGUCAAGACGUUUCUCCCAAUUGUGUUUCCAUUCCAAGAAAAUAAUGUCAAAGCUACUGCAGAGCUCUUUAUUGAAUCCAAAAACACGCUACCAACUGCUGGCCACCGUAAUAGUGAACAUUAUUACAUUCGGUCAUGGUGUGGGAGUUGGCUGGCUUUCGCCUACGCUCACGAAAAUACAAAGAUCCGAUUCGCCGUUAAGCUUUCAGGUGACCAUCGAUGAGAUCUCCUGGCUGGGUUCUAUGCUUGGCCUGGGCAGUCUUUGUGGCAACUUAACUAUAGCCUUUCUGCUCGAACGCAUGGGCAGAAAGUUCUGCAUUUAUUUACUAGCAGUUCCUUAUGCUUGCUUGUGGAUUCUGAUUUAUUGUGCCUCCAAUGUGGGCUUCUUGUAUGCGGCACGCUUUCUUUGCGGCUUUACGGGAGGGGCUGGCUAUCUGGUAGUUCCCAUUUAUAUCAGCGAGGUGGCCAACAGCGGUAUACGCGGCGCAUUGACUUCCAUGGUGAUGCUAUCUGUCAAUUUGGGCAUACUUGUUGGCUAUAUACUGAGCACUUAUCUGGCUUAUCAUGUGGUGCCAUUUUUGGCCAUCAUUCUGCCGAUAGCGUAUUUUACAGCAAAUCUUUUACUGCCCGAAACGGCGCCAUAUCUCCUAAAGCAAAGUCGCCUCUUGGCCGCCGAAGCCUCUUUCAAAUAUUAUCAAAAUCAACGUGAUGACUUGGAGGACAAUUCCAAGGCGGAGUUUGAGGAGUUGCGCCUGGCCGUGGAUGCCCAGCAGGCUAGGAAUACCACAGCUCUGACCUACAGGGAUUUAAUUACAAAACCCGCUCUCAAGGCCUUUGCUGGUGCAUGUAUUCUAUCCUCAGGUUAUCAGUUCAGUGGCAUCUUCAGCUUCAUCAAUUACAUGUCGGAUAUAUUCAAGGCCUCUGGCGCCUUGUUUGAUGUUAAUACUUGCACUAUUAUUAUAGGCGUGGUGCAGAUUGUUGGCGUUUAUACUUCGACCAUAUUUGUGGACAUCAUUGGACGUCGCAUUCUCAUGUUGAUCUCAACCCUGGGGGUUGGCCUCGGUUGCACUGCUUUUGGUUUCUUCACCUACUAUGCGCAAAUCUAUGAUUUGCAGCAUCUCAACUGGCUGCCCUUGGUGCUAAUGAUAAUCAUCAUCUAUGUGGGUAACGUAGGACUUAUUGGCAUCUUUUUCGUGGUGCUAGUCGAGCUCUUUCCCGCUAAGAUACGUUCGGUGGGCACCUCGAUAUCCGUCGUCUUUCUCAGCAUGCUUGUGUUUGUCACCCUGAAGCUGUUUCCGCUACUGCUCCAUUAUUUCGGAAUCUCGGUGACCAUGUGGUUCUCGGCCUCUGCCAGUCUGCUUACAUUUGUGUACUUUUUGUUGUUUUUGCCCGAGACUAAGGGCAAAUCUAUGAUCACCGACUAAAGACGUUUCGUUUAGAAUUUUAAGAGUAUCUCAGUGUUUAUUUUAUAUAAUAAUAAUAAAUUCAUUCGU